UCCCAGACAAUUGGAUAGCUGCAGUGUGCUGGCAUGUCCUCAGAUAUCGCGCCUAGUUUAUAUGCAAUGUAGGCCACCAUGUAGAUACACUGAUAUUGGAGAUAGCAGUGGUAUCCUGGAUGUCGUUUCGCGCUUUUGUUGGCGACACUUGAUUUCACCGCAUAUCCUAGCACCGUGCAAGCCGGGUCUGCACCGUCGGCUCGCAUCCCUGAUCUCAUCAGCUGGCGUCUUGUCACGUGGACACCGCGAUUUCUAGCCUUGCUGGAGUGGGGGAAGAACCAAAUUGAUGCGAAAAAAUGCGUAGAUUUUGGAGAUCAGCCAUCAGACAGCAAAAUAUCGGCUUACGAAAACGUAGUCCUCUGCCUUUCUUUAUCUUUCACUUCCCAGCGUACCUCAAUUCACUCAGAUUUCAUAGAAAAUGACUCUUCCGCGCGUGUUCUUCAAGGUCUCGGCUGCCUCCAAGCCGCUUGGCAAGAUCGUCAUGGAGCUGCGUUCGGACGUCGUGCCCAAGACGGCCGAGAACUUCCGCGCGCUGUGCACGGGCGAGAAGGGCUUUGGCUACAAGGGCUGCACGUUCCACCGCGUCAUCCCCCAGUUCAUGCUGCAGGGCGGUGACUUCACCAACCACAACGGCACCGGCGGCAAGUCGAUCUACGGCAACAAGUUCGCCGACGAGAACUUCAAGCUGCAGCACACCGGCCCCGGCAUUCUGUCGAUGGCCAACGCCGGCCCCAACACCAACGGCUCGCAGUUCUUUAUCACUACCGAGACCACCGCGUGGCUUGACGGCCACCAUGUUGUGUUCGGCAAGGUCACCGAGGGCAUGGAUGUUGUCAAGGCGAUCGAGGCCAAGGGCUCGGCGAACGGCCGCACCUCGGAGCGCAUUGUUAUCGAUGACUUGCGGUGAGGAGAAGGCGUAACCGGAGAUGUCAGUAAAGGAUCCAAAUAAAAGUAUGCCAAACCUCGCGCAGCAAGCGGCUAAAGAUCGGUUUUGUAUUUGAAACAAAUGGCA
This is a messenger RNA of Linderina pennispora, 1012 nucleotides long. Its product is annotated as peptidyl-prolyl cis-trans isomerase A1. Lineage: Eukaryota; Fungi; Kickxellomycota; Kickxellomycetes; Kickxellales; Kickxellaceae. The transcript has a single exon. Gene Ontology annotation, biological process: protein folding; protein peptidyl-prolyl isomerization. The record is from RefSeq and is a predicted model, not a curated record. Gene Ontology annotation, molecular function: peptidyl-prolyl cis-trans isomerase activity. Bases 419 to 907 code for a protein of 162 amino acids. Gene Ontology annotation, cellular component: intracellular membrane-bounded organelle.